Messenger RNA from Caenorhabditis angaria, 4692 nucleotides. Lineage: Eukaryota; Metazoa; Nematoda; Chromadorea; Rhabditida; Rhabditidae. The record is from the annotation of a GenBank genome assembly.
AUGGACGAAUUCGAAUUUGCCAUCGAUGUAUGUUUUCUAAAAAUUUCUAUGAAAAUAUGAAUAAAAAAAAAAUAAAUAUUUCAGUAUAUUGGAAUGAUUCCCAAUGAGAAUUAUGCAAAAUUAGAUGUUUUUGGAAGAACUGAUUUCUUGCGAAUUUUUGAUCGUGCCGAAGAACAAGGAGUUAUUCGGAAACUGUCAAAAACCAAUGUCGAUUUCACAAAUUAUUUAUUAGUUGUACAGAGCGACAAAAUCAAUGUGAUUGAAAAAAUAACAGUGAGAAGCAAGCUUUUUUCAUACUCAAAAACAAUAAUUAUUUAUUGUUUUCGUUUUCAGCAUGAAAAAAUCGUUGAAGUUGGAAUUCCCUUGAUUUCUUCAUGUGGUUGUUUAUCAGAAAAUGAUUUGACGAUAUUUUCAUUCAAUAUUGCGCCAUAUUCGGAAAAUCAAAAUUAUCGAGAUUUAUUGGUCAUUGCUGUUCCAAGUGAAGAACAUGCUCGAAGAAUAUCAGUGAAAUUAAAUGAAACUUUUACAAGAUUUGCUGAUCAACAAUUGCAAAAUGCUUCAAGUUAGUUUUUCAUAGGUUUGAAAAAAUGUUUUGAAAAAUGAGAAGCGUGACAAGUUAAGAUCAGUUCGUCUUAUGUUGAAAAAAAGUUGUAUAAGUUCGGUUGCAAAACAUAUGACAUCAAAAAUCAUUUUCAGAUAUUGCAUAAAUUAACCAUUCGAAUUCAAAUUUUUUGGAAUUUUUCAAAGAUCAAACUGUAGUACAAUCAACCAGACUCACAGGCUCAGGCGCAGGCUGAGCGAAGCUCUAGACUGCGCCAUUUGGGAUUUACAUUUAUGUUCGGGCCCGUUUUUGAUAAAAUUAUCUUGGAUGCGUUUUUUUUUUGAAAAAUUAUUGCAAAUCGUCAAAAAUAGGCAAUUUUCAAUAACAAUUAGAUAUAUCAUAUCAAAUUUUCAUCUUCUUUUUCUUCUUGCGCAUUCUCAUUUUUCCUUCUUCUCUCUUUUUUCGAGAUAUUCUCUUUUUAUUCAUUCUUUCCAUAUUUCGAACAUGUUGUUUCUCUUUCUUCUUCUUUUUCUUUUGCAUCAAUAUGAAAUCAACAACAACAAAAACGAGCGAGUAUAAUAAAUAAUAAAUAUUCCACUUCCAAAUUUUAUGUUUUUUUGUUGUUGUUAUUUUUAAUUCUGGACUGGACUGGUCUCGCAAAAAAUAUUUCGAAAAAAACAUACCAAUCCUAUUAGUCUCUCUUUUUCAACGUUUUUUUUAGUAAAAACUGAAAAAAGUUUGUUUAUCAAGGCAGCUGUUAUUUGGGUUCUUCUAGUCGUUUUUUUUUCAACAUUAGUAUCGUCUAGAUUCUAAUUUUACUGAAAAAUAUGAGAAUUUGAAAAAAAAAAUUUUUCAUCUCAGACUUUUAUCUUUUCUCAAAUAUAUUUCGAAUAUCUUCUUCUUCUUCUUCUUCUUCUUCUUCUUAUUUUUUUCGGUCCAUUAGUAAUUCAAAUAAACACCUCGUCGUUUUUCUCGUUUUAUUUUUUCCAGCUUUUCGGCUUACUGCUACAUGUCUAUGUAAAUGUAUCAUUUUACAUCGUUUUCAGCCAAAUUGAGAGUAGUUACCAUACUUUUUGGAAAAUAACAAUGAAAAAUAAAAUCAUUGGAUUAGUCAUGCACGAUUAUUUUUUCACAAUUUCAUCUCAUCAUUUUCCAUAUAUACGUAAAAAUUCUAACUUCCUUCUUGUUUGACCCUUUUUUUUUGCAAAUGACAACAAAAAGUCUUAUUUAUUGUUGUUUGAAUGAACAGUAUCAAUCUUUGUCUUUCUUUUUUCUCUCGUUAUUUUUUCAACAACCCAUAUUUUUCUCAACUGAAAAACAUGUUUUUUUUUUGUGUUUGCGUCGAUCAAAUCAAUGUUUGUUCAUUUUGAAAAAUGAAAAUAAUUGUAUUUUUUAAUUAUUUGAUUUUUUAACUCUGUUUGAUUUUAUCUAAUCUAACUAACUUAAAAAAUAAUAAUAGAGUAAAUAGAUGUUUUACAGGAAUCGCAAAGUCGUAUUCAACUUCGAUUGAAGCGUGAGUUUUUUCCAUACUUUGAAACAUUCUGACAAAAAAGUUCGCGAAUUCACUGAACAGUAACUUUGACAGUAAAAAAUAUACCCCAAGAGUUAUUAAUUCCAAAAAAUCCUACUCGCCCAAAAUAUGUUUAUGAAACCAAAAAAAAUGGGGUGCAAUUUUUCCACGUCAAAACUAUAUUUUGGGCGAGUUGUGUGAGGUGUACCCUCACUUUUCCGGAAUUUAAAAUGAUCCUUUUUUUAUUGAAAUUGAAUCCUAAAUUCCGAAAUUGUAUACAUUGCUGUCUUUCGAAGUUCCAUAUUCAACAUUAUGGCAAUCGAAAAUUGAUGUGUUCCAUUUGAAAAAUCCAAAUUUAUGCCAUUUUUACGAAUUUCUAAUUUAAAGUCCAUUUGUCUCUGAAAAAUUCCCCCUAAAAUCCAAUUUAUUUUUUGUUCGUUUCAGUUCAUCUGCUCCUCUCGACACUCCUUUAACCGAUUCAAGUCAUCAAUCAUCAGUUGUUAGUAAAGCGAUAAACGAGGUUAGUCAAUUAAUUUUCUUCGCACAGAAAAAAUGUUUCACCUGCCAUUUUGCACUUUUCUCUGUAAUAAAAAACAGGUGAAAAUGUUGACUGAUUUUUGAAUUUUUCACACAAGAAGUUUCUUCAUUUUGUUGCGCCUCGUUUUCUUUGCCCUCCGAUAAUCCGUUUGUCUAACCGUCUGAGUCUCGUUUGCAUAGUUUUUUCUUGUGCCGCCUUUUUUGUUUAUUUUUUUUGCGUCGUGUUACCUUCCUUCCUUUCAACUUUUUACUUUCUUUUCUAUUUUUUCACACUUCUGACCUUCCUGUUUUCAAAAGUGUUCCAGUUUUUCCAAUUUCAAAAAAUCCCAUCUAUUUUUCUCUUAAAAACAUUCUCUCUCAUUUUUCUAGAAGCGGAAAAAAUAUAAGAAAUAAUUUGUCUGACGUAGUUUUUUUUUUGCUACUGACUGACUGAGAUUAUUAGUUUUUUCAACAAAUGAGAGGAGCGACAGAGGAGGAUUUGGGAAAGGAGCGGAUUUUCUUUUUUUUUUUCGUUGCUCUCGAAAAAAUAUAUAAAUAUUGUUAUUAGUUGUUCUAGCGUUUUUAUUCUGACUUUUUUCGUAUUUUAGGGCUGAAAAUUUAUGAAGCCGGAAUUUUACAGCAAAAUUGUUUUCAAAAAAUACAAAACAUGUGAAAGUGUGAAGUUUUCAGAAAAAGAAAAAAUUAUUUUAAGAUUUGAAAAUCUGGAAUUUUUCGUGAAACUCUAAAUAAAUAACCAAAUGUUCUCAAUUUUCCGAAAAAAAAUUGAAAAUUUUGCACAUCUUUUAUGAUGCAAAGAACAUGAUUUCAAAAAUCAUUCUCAUCCUCAGAAACAAUUAUAUGAAUUCAUCACAAAAUUUUUCAAUUCAAAAAAAGUGGAAUUUUGGAGCUGGCUCACAUAUUUAUUCAGAAAAAUUUUGAAGAAGACAUUUUCUCAAAAUCUAUGAAGAAUGCAAAAGCUUGCAAACAUUUACAUAAUUUCCAAGAAUUAAUUUCGAUUCUUAGAAAUAAUUCCAAAAACAAUUUCCUAUUUCUUCACACUCCGACUUUUAGUUUCUGAUCAUCUCAAGCUCUUGCGUUUUAUCGAAUUAUAUUGCACAACUUUAUUCUAGCAACCAAUUUUUGAUCAUUUCCUUUCCUUGAAAAUCGUUCAACUCAAAGAACUAUCUUCCAAUUUUCCUCUUUUCAACACACAAAAAUAUUCAAAUGACUAGAACAACAAAUUGUAACUCUCUCAAAUGCAAAUUUUGUGUUUGCGUCCUUCCAUUUUUUGUCCACAAUUACUUUUUUCUUCGCGCCGCAGAAGCACAACAACUUCUUCUUCUUUUUUCUGUCUUUUUCUCCUCUCUCUUUGAAUCCAAUUUCAUUUUUUCUACUUUUACUUCUACUUCUAUUUCAAGUUUUAUUCAUUCUCGUUAGGUUAGGUCAAGUUACAUUUCUUAUCAAAGAAUCUCACGAUUUUUGCAGGUUUUGUCAUGUCUCCGACCAGAAGAAGUCCCACAUUUUCGAGAGAUUAUUCGAAAAUAUAACAGCGGUGAGCAAAAUGUGAAAAUUUUUGCUCAAAAACUUAUUGAGCUACUUGGCCCUGCGAGAAAGAAACGACUCUCAUGUGAGUUUUUUUGGGAAAUUAAAAAAUAUCGAGGGCCACAAAAAUUGUGUUUUUUAUUGGAUCAAAGCGUCCAAAAAAUGUAGCUUGAGUUCUAAAUUUUUGGAACUUCGAAAUAUUCAGAAAAAGUUUUCAUUCGAUUUUUAAACUUAUAGUAGUCGAAACUUCAACAUGAAAAAUCUGGAAAAAAAAGUUUCUUGUCUGGAUUUUUGGAACUCUUAUUUUUUGGAUCACACUAAGUUUUUCCAUUUUCAGACCUCAAAUAUGUUUUACGAACCGAAGACGUUACACAAUUCGACUCGGCGAUUAUAUAAGAACAACAAAAACGUAUAAAAAGGUUAGUUCAUAUAAUUUGCCGUAUGAUUUAUUAUGCUGUUCUCUUUUUUUCAGGAAUUUUCGGCUGCUCAACAACAAACAUGCAUAGAUUUUUUUUUCACUUUUUUUUCUUUUUUCCUCGCAAUUUAUUCCUCUUUUUUUUCGCUCAUUUCAUCUCGAAAAUGA